CGCCCAGCGCGGACCAUGUCCGCCGAGCCUGAGCUCAUUGAGCUGCGGGAACUCGCCCCCGCGCGGCGCCCGGGCCUGGGCCGCACUCGGCUGGAGCGCACCAACGCGCUGCGCAUCCCGCCGGGCCCCGCGCGCAACCACGCGCAGCAGCGGGGACGCGGCCACCGCUUCCAGCCCGCGGGGCCCGCCACACACACGUGGUGCGACCUCUGCGGAGACUUCAUCUGGGGCGUCGUGCGCAAGGGCCUGCAGUGCGCGCACUGCAGGUUCACCUGCCACUACCGCUGCCGCGCGCUCGUGAGCCUGGACUGCUGCGGGCCCCGGGACCUGGGCUGGGAGCCGGCGCUGGAGCGGGACACGAACGUGCCAGAGCUGCAGGAUGAACCCGUGCAGUGGGAGACACCUGACCUUUCUCAGGCUGAGAUUGAACAGAAGAUCAAGGAGUACAAUGGGCAGAUCAACAGCAACCUCUUCAUGAGCCUGAACAAGGACGGCUCCUACACAGGCUUCAUCAAGGUCCAGCUGAAGCUGGUGCGCCCCGUCUCAGUGCCCUCCAGCAAGAAGCCACCCACCUUGCAGGAUGCCCGCCGAGGUUCAGGUUCAGGGCGGGGCUCGGCCGUGAGGCGCCGCACCUCCUUCUACUUGCCCAAAGAUGCCGUCAAGCACCUGCACGUGUUGUCGCGCACGCGGGCGCGCGAGGUCAUUGAGGCUCUUCUGCGCAAGUUUAUGGUGGCGGAUGACCCCCGCAAGUUUGCACUCUUUGAACGGGCUGAGCGCCAUGGCCAAGUGUACCUCCGGAAGCUGUCUGAUGAUGACCACCCCCUGCAGCUGCGGCUCAUUGCUGGGCCCAGUGAGAAGGCCUUAAGCUUUGUCCUGAAGGAGAAUGACUCUGGGGAAGUGAACUGGGAUGCCUUCAGCUUGCCUGAACUACACAAUUUCCUGCGCAUUCUACAGCGGGAGGAGGAGGAACACCUUCGACAAAUCCUGCAGAAGUAUUCUUAUUGCCGCCAGAAGAUCCAAGAGGCCCUGCGCGCCUGUCCCCUGGGAUGACCUGUUGUCCCCCCUGCGUGGAAGGAGAGUAGGCAGCGCCAAAGGCGUGCCGCGUGAGUGUGACAGGGCCCGUGCGGCUGGAGAGUGAGUGUGCGUGGAGGCCCUCUCUGGGGGAGGAGCCGGAGAACAGUGAAGGAGUUGGGCGCCUGUGUCCACCGGUGGGUGUAGCAGAGCAGGGCUUCUGUCCUUCAUGUGCUGGACCAUAGUGGGCCAGGGCUGCCCUGGGAGGCUGCUCCAGCAAGCAGGCUAGAACACACAGACUACCCUUCCUUUGUGUCUGCAACACAUUGGAUUAUGUUUGCUGGGAUGAUGGCCCUCAACUGUGGGGAGAGAUUGUAUGGUUUGUGUCUGUCAGAGCCAAGGGUGGGUGCUUAUGCAAGCAUCAGGCAGAAUUCAGGUUUCCUCUCAGUGCCGUCUGACUCCUUCCACCCUGGGGUCAGGGCAUGCUUGUUCACUGUGCAGCAACAGUGCCUCAGUGCCUCCAAGGAGGCUGUCCCUGGUCCAGGGUUUGCCUGAGUGCGGGCGCUGGCCCAGGUCUGUGCCUUGCUUGCCGUUUCAGAACCAGGAUAUUUCCCUCAAGUAUUCUGAUAAAGUGUGAAUGUAUGUAAUAGGGCCUCUGCUGAACGCCUCCUGUGGGGUAAGGGGUGGGGGUAACAGUCAUCAUCAGGGCCGAGAAAACUGGCUGAAUAAAGACUAAGAAUUCUCCUGC
Molecule: messenger RNA, 1759 nt
Organism: Erinaceus europaeus (western European hedgehog)
Lineage: Eukaryota; Metazoa; Chordata; Mammalia; Eulipotyphla; Erinaceidae
Gene: RASSF1
Product: Ras association domain family member 1
Exons: 7
Coding region: 16-1050 (344 amino acids)
Biological process (GO): Ras protein signal transduction
Cellular component (GO): microtubule cytoskeleton; nucleus
Source: RefSeq, a predicted model, not a curated record